Messenger RNA from Myodes glareolus (Bank vole), 5222 nucleotides. Lineage: Eukaryota; Metazoa; Chordata; Mammalia; Rodentia; Cricetidae. The record is from RefSeq and is a predicted model, not a curated record.
CUAGCCAGCGAUCAGGUUGGGAGCUGGUUUCUUUUCCAGCUUGCCCAGGCUUGGUUCCAGCAGCCCUGCUGCUUCUUCCGGCCCUGGGUGCUCGCCUUUCCUCUUCUCUUAGCAACCGGGAGUCUGUGGACGCCACCAAGCAGCAACUGGGAGGCUGCAGGGAGCGCGGGCGGGCAGGCAAGGAAGGGAGGCACCCAGCCCAGGUGCUCUGAGCCCCACCGCUGCAGAGCAAAGCCACCGCUAGCCGCAUCUGCGCCUGCAGCGGGGUCCAAAAGGGAUUCAGCAAAAAUGAGCCAUUCUCACCCCGCUGGAUUACUUGCCACCUAUAAUAGCCUCACAGACAAACACCUGGCUGGGUAUUUCAGCAACACCAGGAUCAGGCGGCACCUCCUAAGAUCCGGGCUGAUCACGAGAAGUGGGAGGAUACUUUCUGAAAAGGAGCAGAAAGCAAACACCAUGAAGCGGGAUCAUCAGAAACACAUCCGGGAGUGCUUAGCCCAAGCCAUCUUCCACAAGGUCCUCGACAUGGAGCGCUACCACCAGCUUGAAGUAAAACGGAAACUGGAUACCUUAGUCAGGAAGGAGCGGAUUCAGAGGGUGAAGGGGGAGCAUACAAGACGUUUUAUUGAAGAUAACAUGCCCAUUCUGACACCCCACCCCCCAGCUGGCCCAAAGACUAACCGUGGCUGUAGCGUUCUGGCUGAGGAAGGACGUUCUAGUCCAUUAACACUGACAGCCCCUCGACCAUAUACUGCCCCAGGAAAUAUGGAGCCUCCGAUUCGAUUGCAGCCUCUUCUCAGUAAUCACACAACGAGAAAUGUUUCAAAGAUAACUCCAGAGUCCAAACCCAAAAUCUCAUUGCUGGAAAGUGAAACUCCGUUUCCUAUUGGGGGCAAGAAGGCGAUGAUGAAGUUCAGGAACUCCAUGGACAAUUCCCAGAGACUGGAUGCCUACCAACUUCCAGACAUUAACAUUUACCAGAUACCUGUCCCCCCGACACCCCAGCCCCAAGCAGGAAAGAUCUUCAGGGAGAACAGGUUCGAGCCUUGGAGGCGGAAGAGGCUGCGUCCCAUCACCGCUCCCAAUGGCUUAGAGCCCCUCUGCACCAGGGACCCAGGGAGGAUUUACAAAGCAGCACCACACAGCAAUGCAGUUAUCACAAUGAUCUAUUUUGGGAAAAGUGUGCACCUGUCUUACGAGGACACAGACUUUCGAGAUGAAAUCAAGAUUUACCAGCAGCACUGUGGAGGAGAGAACCUUUGUAUCUACAAAGGCAAACUGCUUGAGAAAGACACCUUCCAGUUUAUCUCCAAGCGACACCAUGGCUUCCCCUUCAGCCUCACCUUCUUCUUGAAUGGGAUCCAGGUGAACAGGCUGAGCUCCUGCUGUGAGUUCAAACACCGCAGGAGCUCGAGGCUCGGAGGCAAGCGAGGCUACUUCGGGUUUGUGAGUGUGGAGAAGGCAUCUCCCUGCUACAGAUGCAUUAUUGCCAUGGGCCUUGACAGAAAACCAUCUCCAACAAAACCUAGGAAGGAAAAGAAUGCUGAGAAGAAGGAGGAGCCGCUGAAGAGGAGUCAGGGGAAACUGAAGAAGGACAGAGAGAAUGCACCAUCGAGAAGGAACGAGAUGGAAGGAAAAGAAACCUCAGUCUCAGCCACUUUUUCAGCUGAGGAGCUAAAAUCAGGGGUUGGAGAAGUGAGGACAGCUAUGGAGGAGAUGGAAUGGAAGGGCAAGUCAGGACAAGACGUGUGGGAAGAGGACCAGGAAGACACCUUUACAUACGACUACGAAGAAGAUUUCGAAGUGGAUGAGGAAAAGCGAGAUGAGAGAGCUGAGGAUGAGGGUCAGGCUGAAGAUCAGACAAGCGUAACAUCCAAGUCGCCCGCGGAAGGAGAAAAAGAUAAUUUCAGCCUCGAAAAGGAGAUUGAAGUCUCUUCAGAGAAGGCACCCGAUGCUCGUGCCAGUGAGAACGGCAAGGAUGACGGGUGCUCGGACAGCGAAGAGGAGGAUAAACAAGAUAUUAAGACCGUUUCUUCGAACUCGUCUAGAAGUCACCCCUACUCCAGUGACAGCGAAGAUGAAUCUGCAGAGCCGUGUCCAGAGGUUCAUUCCGGAAACAGUGCAGGGGGAAGUUCCAGAAGUUCCUCUUCUCAGGACCUACAUGAAAGUGACGAUCAAGGAAAAUACCACGCCCCAGUCGAGGAGUCCUUGGAAACUGAGAUCGAGGAGCAAGGAAUCGCUAAAGUAGAAGAGGUUCACGGACCUCUGCUGACAGAGGUUAGUUGUUUGCCUGCUACUGAGGAAGAACCAGUGGAGGAAACCGAAGAGAUUACAGAACCCAAGACGUCUGGGCAGUCUGCUUCCCCAGAGGCAAAGGUUAGAAGUCAGCUCCAGGAAGGAGGCACCUCCGUGAUGGAGGACAGAAAAGCCGGCCUCCCUGGGCUGGAAGAAGAGGUUGGACAGAAAACAGGUGAAGCCCAAGCACCUGGCCACUUCUGCUCCCACAUUGCAGCUGGACUUAGCAGCCCAAGGGAUGAGGUGACACCCACGAGGGAACUGGAGGUCAACCUGAGCAGAGAUGGAAAUUCAGUGGUGGAGGAAAGCGCAGCCAUCAGCUCACAUGAGCGACCUGAGCAAGUUGCACCGGAGGCACGCGCACCAGGGAAGGGAUCAGCCUUGCAGGAAGAUGAACGUGCCCAGCCUGCGGAUGCUGACGCAGAUGCUCAACUGAGGAAGAAAGCAGAAACCGAGGAAGCUGAAGCCCACCAUACCCCGGAUGCUGACGUGGGUGUUGGGCUGAGGGAAAAAGCGGGGAUUGCAGAGGUCUCCUUGGGGGAGAGGAGCCCCAGAGAAGAGCAGCCAGUGUUAGCAGAGCAGUCUUCAAAGAAAGGAGAGCACCCUCUGAGCAUGGCUACUGAGGCUGAGGCAGAGGCAGGCGCAGAAAGACAUAGCAGGCAUGAUGGGAAACAGUUCACAGUCACAGGAAAACUAGCAGUGGUCGACUCAGUGUAUCUAAGUGGAGACCAAGCUCUGGAUGGUCAGAGGGAUGUGGACUCUGACAGGCAGACAGUGGUGGAGAAAGGAAAAGCAGUUUCUGAAAGUGAGCAGAUAUUGGAAAAGGCAGCGCUCACAGAGAACUCAUUGCUCAGCUCAGAGAUCCUUGGGGAUUCAGCAAUUCCAAAAGAAGCAGAGACUCCUGAAAUGGAGGUGGGCUCCUCAAGACCAGAUGGGGACCAAGGCACAGAGGGAGCCCUUAGAGAGCUAGAGGACAUGGAGUCCGUGGCGGACACAGCACCAGAGGGAGAGGAUGGUUUUGAAGAGGCAAUACUUGGAAGAGAGAAUGCUGCUACAGGGAGGAAGGGAGUUCUAGAAGCAGAAGCACCCUUGAGUUCCUCAGCAGGAGAGGCAAGCUCCACGGAGGUUGUCCAGGGCAACCCUGAGGAACUCUGUCAAGAAGACACAGCAAGGGAGGGAGUUACAGUUGGCGCAGAAUCUACCCUGGAACAGGAUCCCAGAGCGGUGCUCCCUGGGGAAUCUGCUGCAGCUGGAGAAGGGAAGAAAAUUGAGAGGCCCUCCACACCUGUGAGGGAAACUGGAUCUGAAAGAGAAGCAGAGACAGGGGCCAAGGUGUUGAUGAUGGCAGAGAUGUUAGAAGAGCAAAAAGUUAAAGGGGAAGAGAAGGGCACAGACAAGGGAGAGAGAUAUGGGGAGGAGGAGGAGGGCACAGAGACAACGGAAACCAGGUCUGGGGAAGAGGCCCAUGCAUCCCCCAACAAGAUCGAGCCUGAUACUAAGGACAUAGAUCCCACAGGGACAACUGAGUUGAGUAAGGACCCAAAGCUUCUAGAAGAUUCACCCAAAGAAAGAACCAUCACCUUGUAUGAAGCAAGACUUCAAUUUGGGGAGUCACUAGACGAGAAUGAAGCCACAGUCACAGAGCACAAAGAAGGAGAAGAGGCCCCAGGCCAGGAGAGUGAGGCUCCAUUGCAGCAGAGGAAGCCACUAAGCCAUCAUGGAAAGGGCUUGCUAGGAGACCCUGGACCUGAGCCAGCAGGCAGAACUCUGGCACCUGAGAGUAUUUUCACAGUUGGAGGUCAAGAGGUGGCUUCCAAGGAGGUAGGCAGCCUUGAAGGACCAGAGAGACCGGAUGAAGAAGGGUCUUUGCAAGUGCAAAGAGGGGACAUCGUGAUGGCACACGGAGAGCUUCCAGAGGAAAGACUCCCCAUAGGAGAGGUGUCCGGUAAAGAGAGUGAGGGUGAGAAGCCGGAGGAAGAGGGAUCUGCGGAUAAGGAGCACCCUCCAGGGACGUUGACUGGCAGCCUGGCAGGGCAGGACACAGUCAAAGAUGAGGAGGAUCCAUGUGGAGGAGGUGUUGAAGAAAUAGCUUCAGAGCAGACAGAAGUGUUAGCAGCGUCAGUGUCAAAUUAUGGGGACAGUGUGGACUCCUCCUCCUCUGCAGUUGUCCAGAAGGAAGCUGGGAACAGAGCAGGUGAAGCUUCAGGAGAAACAGCAGCUGAGGAAAGGGUGACGACUGAGGACAUGACACGCAGGACAGAGAAGGUGGCAGUGGAAAAGGAAGUGACAUCAACAGGGGCUGCAGAGAUCACACAGGAACUGUAGGCUCCUGAAGUGCAGGACACGGAGGGAGAGGAAGGGAAGGCCUCUCAGCGUGACUGGGGAGGAGGCAGGAACGAGGGAUGUCAGGGAGGAGCAGCUAAAGAGUUCAGAGGACCAGUGCCUCGAAGAGAGACAGAACUCACCAGUGUCUAGGGUAGCACUUCCCAGGAAGCUGGAGUUUCCUAGAACCCUGUGGGAAAAAACUGGAGAAACUGCACAGAGAAAGCGAGCGUGCAGAUGCUCCCUGGAGCACAGCGGAGUCUACUGCGCUCCUUACUUGCAGCCUUCAGUUGCAGCUGCUCAUCCUCACGCUGGCCUGAAGGGCCAAGUGGACAGGGGAGGACUAGAGCUCACAGAGGAGGCUGCUCGGCUCUCUAUGUGGCUGUUAUUCUUAGGGUAUCCUUGAAAAUGGGGUUCCCUGAAGUGAGAUCUGUGUGUCUCACAAGGCUCAAGGAUAAAAUACACAAUACACAGAGAAGUCGGACAUGGAGGAGCUGCGGGAAAGGGAAGAAUAUGAGCGAAAUAUAUUGUAUACUAAAUUAAAAAGAUGUACAGAGAAGAAUGUGCCCCCAGCUACAAAGCCCAGAAAUAAAGGAUUAAACUCA